Salvelinus namaycush (lake trout) is the source of this 1662-nucleotide messenger RNA. Its product is annotated as glypican-1-like. The transcript is spliced from 9 exons. NCBI's taxonomy places the organism in Eukaryota, Metazoa, Chordata, Actinopteri, Salmoniformes, Salmonidae. Bases 1 to 1662 code for a protein of 553 amino acids. Gene Ontology annotation, molecular function: fibroblast growth factor binding. Gene Ontology annotation, biological process: negative regulation of fibroblast growth factor receptor signaling pathway; cell migration; regulation of protein localization to membrane. The record is from RefSeq and is a predicted model, not a curated record. Gene Ontology annotation, cellular component: cell surface; synapse; plasma membrane.
AUGGAUUUCCUACAGGCUCUUCUAUUCUUUUUUCUAUCCGCUGUCCGGUUGUCGGCGGACAAUGCGAACAGUAAAGCCCGGAGCUGUUUGGAUGUCCGACAGUUCUACAGCGGGAAAGGCUUCACCCUCAACGGGGUGCCACAGACAGAGAUAUCUGGUGAGCACCUGCGGAUCUGUCCCCAGGGGUACACCUGCUGUACCAGUGCCAUGGAGGAAACCCUGUCCAACCUGAGUCGCAGGGAGUUUGAGGGGCUGGUCAGAGAGGCAGGACGCUCGCUACAGGCCUCCCUCAACACACAGUACAGGAGCUUCGACACGUACUUCACAGACCUCUUGAACAGAUCCGAGCGUUCCCUUCAAGAGUCCUUCCUGGCCACGCUGGGCUCUCUCUACUCCAAGAACGCUCCUGUGUUCCAGGACCUGUACGCUGACCUGCGUCGCUACUACCGUGGCUCCGCUGUCAACCUGGAGGAGACGCUCAACGACUUCUGGGCACGGCUGCUGGAGCGCCUGUUCAAGGCAUCCUCCCUCCUGCAGUACACCCUCACUGACGACUACCUGGAGUGUGUGGCCAAGCAAACGGAGACCCUGCGGCCCUUUGGGGACGUCCCCCGUGACCUCAAGCCCAAGGUCACCAGGGCCUUCGUGGCGGCGCGGUCAUUCGUCCAGGGCUUGACUGUCAGUGGGGAGGUGGUCCGCAAAGUCUCCCAGGUUCCUCUGAGCCCAGAGUGUACCCGUGCUAUGAUGAAGCUUGUGUACUGCCCCCACUGUAGAGGCCUGGCCUCCGUCAAGCCCUGUGCCAACUACUGCAGAAACGUCAUGAAGGGCUGCCUUGCCAACCAGGCCGACCUGGACACCGAGUGGCAGAACCUCAUCGACACCAUGCUGCAGGUGGCGUCUAGUUUCAGUGCUGACCCCAGUGUGGACGUGGUAAUCUACUCCCUCCCCAUCCGCAUCUCAGAGGCCAUCCUCUACAUGCAGGAGAACACAGAGGUCUUCACCAGCAAGGUGUUCCAGGCCUGUGGGACCCCCAGGGUGGCAGACACACAGAUCUCAGGGUCUGAGGAGAGAAAGAAGAGAGUGAACCCUGCCAGCACCGCAAUGGAGUACAAACCCAGCCCCACCGUAGGGGUUCCACUGGAGAUGCAGAUAUCUGAUGUGUCCAGUAAGCUGAGGGAGAUGCAGCAGUACUGGGUCCAGCUGCCAGCUGCUCUGUGCAAUAGUAAAGUGGCAGCAGGAGCAGCUGGUGACAAGUGCUGGAAUGGCAUGACCAAGGCCAGGUAUCUUCCUGAGGUGAUGGGUGACGGCCUGGCCAGCCAGAUCAAUAACCCAGAGGUGGAAAUCGACAUCACCAAGCCAGACAUGACUAUCCGCCAGCAAAUCAUGCAGCUGAAGAUCAUGACCAACCGACUGAGGAACGCCCUCAACGGCAACGACGUGGACUUCCAGGAUGCCAGUGAUGACAUCAGCGGUUCAGGAAGUGGAAUGUGUACAGGCGAGUCAUGUGCUCGUAGCGGACCUCGUGUCAUUGUGCCCAAAACAGACAGCACCAGAUACUACAAUCCUCCUGAGAACAAGAAGGUGAAGGGCACAGGAACCCAGACCCACCCCUCUAUCCUCCUCCCCCUGCUCUCAUUGGCCACACUGCUGCUCAGGCGAUAA